Messenger RNA from Chaetomium strumarium, 1699 nucleotides. RefSeq lists its product as uncharacterized. NCBI's taxonomy places the organism in Eukaryota, Fungi, Ascomycota, Sordariomycetes, Sordariales, Chaetomiaceae. Bases 167 to 1600 code for a protein of 477 amino acids. The transcript has 4 exons. The record is from RefSeq and is a predicted model, not a curated record.
GUUGGCUGUUGGCUGUUGGCGUGGUGCCAAAAUAGGUCUUUCGGAUACUACAGAGAAAGCGAGAAGGAACGCUUCGCUUGAUUUAUACAGAGUUCACCGCCAACUGCAAUUCGACCUCACUUCAAGCAACGCAUUUAGGCAACAAUAGCCAGAUAGCGCCAGCGCCAUGAGGGACUGUAUCACGAUCGAUAGGAUCGAGGAGGAGCGAGCUCGAUGGGUCGAUACGCUCGACGAGGCCGAGAUCUGUCGUCUUGCGUCGUCCUUCCACAACGGGUACCCGUGCACCGUGUUCCGGCCACGCCAGCGCGGCGCUUUCAAUGUCUGUGUCUUCGUCGAGUUCGAGCCGACGGGGGCACGAUGGGUUGUCCUGAUGCCCAUUCCUGCCAUGCACCCAAAAGUCGUGCUGGACGAAAAGACCGAGAUUGAACUGGAAACCAUGCGAUAUGUGUCGGCCAAAACGACCAUCCCUAUCCCAAAGGUGUACGCCUACGCAUUUUCUGACACGGGGCUGAACGGGCUGCCUUUCAUCAUCAUGGACUAUCUCGACGGCCGGAGCUUGAAAGACCACGGCUUCGGAACGAGCGACACCUGGGGCCGCCUCAUCGUGGGCGGUCGUCAGACUCAUGCUGCGAAGCGCCUUCACCAGCAGCUAGCCGACAUCUAUCUCCAGCUUCGGCAACUAGAGUUUCCCUGGAUCGGAGCCUUGGGAUUACCCUCCCGUGACGUCUCAGCUUUGUCUUGCAACCCAGAAGAGAUCACUGUCUGCAACCGGCCGCUCUCGGUCGACAUGGCCGAUCAAGAGCUCGAUGGUCUAGAGCCCGGCUCGGUCUUCCCACCGAGGAGAACCUUCUCCACGGCCAGGGAGUACGUUGACGGCUUGCUGUGGUUGGUGGACAACAAGCUCGACAAGGAGACAGACCAGAACAUGGCCGAGGACGAGCCGGCGUCCAUUCUGUAUGCCGCUCACCAUUUCAAGCAAUUUAUUCAGGACGAAUGGCUGGAUGCCGCGGCUGACGAAGGCCCAUUCGUCCUUGUGCACGGAGAUAUGGAGAUGGCCAUCAGCAAUCUCUUAUUCGACCAAGACUACAAUCUUGUCGGCGUCGUGGACUGGGAGUGGAGCCGCGUCGUCCCAGCCCAGCUCAUGAUACCUCCCAUCUGGCUCCUAGGCUCAAAUCUGGAGUUAGCGUUGAUCGCGCAAGACAGCUACAACAUACAAGUCCGCUACCUGCGCGCAGCUGUCCAGGAACGCGAGAAGGUACUUGGCCUCCCGCCGCGAUUGUCCGCCGAAUGGGCGCCGUUGGAGACAUGGUGUCACACGGCAGUUGUCAUGGGGCUCAAUUGCCCCGAGCAGGCCUUCCUCGUGUACUGGAACGUGGUCUUCCUAAAGGUUGUCCCCAGGUCUUGCGAUGCCACGGAGGAAGAAAACAGACAAAGAGAUGAAAACGAAGUUUUCCCACGCAUCAGGGCUUUUUUUGAGGCUUCUAAGGCACGCCAAGCGUUCCUGGAGAGGAAGGUCCGGGAACAGCUGGAGUUCUUUGAUGUUGAGAAGGAGCACUACGGCUACAAGGUGCGACAGCAAAUCAUCAGGCGUCUUUGUUGACUUCUCUCACCUAAGUUUACUUUUGGCUGUGCGGGCUACGCACUCCGGUACGGUAGCAUUGGAACGAUACUAGUACUAAAUGCGAUAGCCUAAGUCGGU